Hemicordylus capensis (graceful crag lizard) is the source of this 4634-nucleotide messenger RNA. RefSeq names its product tripartite motif-containing protein 55-like. The transcript has 6 exons. Lineage: Eukaryota; Metazoa; Chordata; Lepidosauria; Squamata; Cordylidae. The record is from RefSeq and is a predicted model, not a curated record. Gene Ontology annotation, molecular function: zinc ion binding. The coding region runs from base 265 to 2205 and encodes 646 amino acids.
GGGAGGGGUGGAGCUGGGGGCUGGGUUCUUUGAACCCUUUCGCUCAAUUAUAGCUACUCCCUUGCACACGAGGGAAGGAAGGGGAAGGAAAACAGCCCUGCUGUCUCUUCUGCUCCUGCACUGCUGGCUAGGACAACUUUCAUCCUCCGCCAACUGCGCACCCUCCUCCUCCUCCUGCUGUCCCCACUAGACCCUCACUCCUUCCCCGUCUCCUGGAAGAAGCAGAUACCCUCUAAGUCGCUGUGGAGCUCUGGAGCAUCUGAAAUGGCCUCUGUCCUGGAAGUGUCCAGUAUUGCUGAAGAUCUGCUUUGCCCCAUCUGCCUCUCCAUCUUCCAGGACCCCCACAUGCUGGCCUGUGGACACAAUUUCUGCCUGUCUUGCUUGGAGAGCUGUGUUGUCCCCAAGGGGCAGCAUCAAGGGACAUGCCCGCAAUGCCGAGAUCCCUUUGACCUUCAAGGCGCCACUCGCAACAGACUCCUGACCAGCCUGGCAGAGAAGGCCCGGCUGCUCAGGCUGGAGGAGGGGUCCCAGUCUGGCAGGGCUGGGAGCUGGUAUUUUUGUGAGGAGCAUGAGGAGCCGCUCAAGCUCUUCUGCAGCCAGGAUGAGGCCCCUGUCUGUGUGAUCUGCCGGGACCUGCCUCAGCAUCAGGGCCAUAGCUUUUUGCCGAUCAAGAACGCUGUGAAACGUUAUCAGGAUCAGCUGAAAGCCUCCCUGGAGCCCCUGGAGGAUGGUGUGAAAUGGGCCACAAAAAGUCAAUCUCGUCAGCAAGAGGCAAUAGAGGAAUUGAAGAGCUUAAGUGAACAUCUGUGUGGCUGCAUCUUCGUAGAGUUUGAGAAUCUGCGUGAGGUCCUCAACGAGAGAGAGCAAAGCAUGUUGGAAAUGGUGAGGCAGAUGAAGAUGGACAACCAGGUGGAAAUGGAAGGGAAGCUGGAGUAUUUGAAAGCACAUAUGUCCUCUCAUACUGAGACCAUCUCUGGGAUUCGAGCUGCACUCGACGAAACCAAUGAAUUUGCUUUCCUGAAGGGAGUCAAGGAACUGAUAGGACGAAUCCAGGAUCUUCUAAGGAGUGACGAAACAGAAAGUGAAUCAGGGGAGCAUGGCCAUGGGGCCAAGGAAGGCAACGAGAAAGAUAAUGAAAAUCAGACUGACUGCCAGGGGGAUGACGCCAUCAGCAAUGAUUGGGGAACUUAUGGAGAACCUCAGGACAGUAGGGAAGGUAUAUAUGAAGAUAUUGUACCUGUGGACCCAGCCAUUGGAGAGCUAGAGGAGUCACUAGAGUUUGAGACCUGGAAGGAAAUUCUGAGAACUAUCGGUACGGGUGAGACUUUUGCUCCAGAGUCAGCCUACAGCUCCCCAUCACCACCAGAGGAAGAUACAUUUGUACCUGAAGGCAGCAAUGUCUCUAUAUCUGUGGACCCAGCCAUUGGAGAACUGGAGGAGUCACUAGAGUUUGAGACCUGGAAGGAAAAUUGGAGAACUAUUGGUACGGGGGAGACUUUUGCUCCAGAGUCAGCCUGCAGUUCCUCACCACCACCAGAUGAAGCUAUGCUUCCAACUGGAGGCAGCAACGUCCCUGAGGCAGCAGGAGAAGCAGCUCCAGCAAAAUUGGGCUGCAACACAGAAGUUGGCACCACAGUACCAGGUGAAGGUUCCUGGUACUCCAGGCCUAAACAGGCUUGUGCUUUCUUUGUAGUUCAUCAACAGGCUUGGGCCAAGAAAGCUUUUGACUCAGGACAAGGAGGCUGGAGACAAAAUCAAGGCUCUGCAAAUAAAUCGUCAACCCACCACAAAGGAGGUGAAGCUUCUUCAGUAAUGAAGCAGUCUCAGAAUAGACAUCAAAUGUUCCACCGUGGAGCCCAGGGCCGUGGCCGUGGUCAGGGCCGUGGCCGUGAUCAGGGCCGUGGUCAGGGUCAGGGCCGUGGCCAGUCCCAGGGCCAGAGUCAGGGCCGUGGCCGUGGUCAGGGUCAGGCCCAGGGCCAUGGGCAGGGCCAGGGUCAGGGCCGUGGUCAGGGUCAGGGCCAUGGCCAGGGUCAGGGCCGUGGCCAGGCUCAGAGUCAAGGCCGUGGCCAGGCCCAGGGUCAGGGCCAGGGUCAGGGCCGUGGCCAGGGCCAGGGCCGUGGCCAGUCCAGUGGCCAUGGACAGGCCCGUGGCCAUGGACAGGCUCGUGGCUGUGGCCGUGGUUUUGGUUCAGCAAAAGGCCCCUGAAACAAACAUUAUUAUGGUUAUGGUUAUCAUUAUGAUUGUUUAGAUGAUUGCUGGUAAGAAUAUGAUGUGGGUCACUUCUCAACACAAACAUUUGUCUGUAUGUGCACACACAAAAAAUUCACUGGGGAUGGACUCAUCAGAUAUCCCGCAACCACACUAGGAGUUGAAGCCAUGUGCGAAAAGGCUCCAGGCAGCUGACAGGACAAAAGAAAUAGUGCUGUCCAACCGAUUUCCUGCAGAAGUGAUUGCAUUGGAGUGCUGAGAGAAGGAUCUUUCUCCAGUCCUGAAUGAAAGGGAUGACACAUUGAGAGAGCUGACUUCAGAUCUCAUCUGAGGCACGGACUGCAUAGCACAGUCAUUAUUAUAUCUCCCGGCCUCCGUUAUGAGGGUUGAAGAGUGUAGUUAAUUCAUCUAUUAGACUAAUGGAGUAGGGCAACCGACUCUGGAACGCGCUUCCUAAUGAAAUUAGAGCUUUUCCUUCUUCCUUUUUUAAGAAGGACCUGAAAACAUUCCUGUUUAGCCAGACUUUUAGUUUAUAGUUUUAAAGCUUCGGGUUUUAGAAUUUGUAUUGGUAUUUUUAGAUUGUUUUAAUUGUGUUAAUGUUUUAAUGGUUUUUAGAUUGUGAACUGCCCAGGGACUUUUUUAUACACACACACACACACACACACACACACACACACACACACGUAUUUAACAAAUAAUGCUGGUGAUUUGGGCCAUCCUAGAAAAUGCAUUUUCUCUUCCUCUCUUUUGAGUGGGAACGUGUCUUCUAAGAUGCUGCUGCCUGUGCAUCAUCUAAAAUGGAAGACUGUGUGCCUUUUGCUUCUUUGUUUUUAUUCCUGGAUACACUUAUGCAGAUGUAAUAAACUAGUUAAUUGAUGAAAGCUCAUGUGACUAAUCAACUAAGAUUCCUCUAAAUGGGUGACAUCUCUGCCAGUUGCUUCUCAGCACAAUGACCAAUAACACAAGAUUGUCUCUGAGAAUGAUAACUUGCCCAAAUGAUCAAUUAUCAGUAUUAUUUUUUCUUUUGUUGUCCAAGAUGCUUUCAGGCAGCAAACGCUGCCUGAAAUAAACAGCAGUGCUUGCUGGGGUGGGGGAGCUCCUAGUAGCCCGGGUGGGCGGGGCGCCGUGCACACGCUCUCCGGACCACAGCCAAUGGGAGAGCGCCCGCCCGCCCACUGGUGCCCAGACCGCCCGCAGCAAACCCAGCCCCUUUUGCUGCUCUUCCAUGGCGGAGGUAUUGGAGUUCCGUGUCCCGACAGGGACGGACCCUCCUAGUCCUGGGGCUGGAGAUGGAGGCAAGUGAUGCGCCAUGCUGGGAUAGGUGGCUGGGUGGGUUUCUGUUCUGUUAUUUGCGUACGGACAUAUCUGUGAGGAGAGUUUUUAAUUUGGCAAUUUUUAAUUUGGCAAAAGAUUGCAUGAGAAUUUGGGGAUAUGACAAGUUUCUGCAGGGAUUGUAUGUAUGUUGCAUUUCUUCUCUGCCCCCCUCCCCAAACUCUGUUUGUAGCUAAAUGAAAAUAUUGAUUAGUGCUUGUGGUCAUGUUUGCUGCUUCUGUAUAAUUGUAUAUUGCUUAGCCAGUGAGGAAGCUGCUUAUGCAAUAAAUAGAGAGUAAAGUUUGUCCUCAGGGUUGUUAGAUGUGACUUUUCCAAAAUGUGUUUCUUACAGCAGAAUACAAUGGGUGCCUUCAUUUUUUAUAAUUGAUGCCUCCAUGGAACAUAAUGGAUGUUCCUUUUUAAGCCCUGUAGUAGCCACCUAAUGGCGCAGCGGGGAAAUGAUUUGCCUAGCAAGCCAGAGGUUGCAGGUUUGAAUCCCCGCUAGUAUGUUUCCCAGACUAUGGGAAACACUGGUGUUUGGACGGUGUGUGUGUGUGUGUGCGCGCGCGCAAUUUCAGUGCUUGCCCUAGGUGCUAUUUUCCCUAGAUACGUCCCUGAAUACUGGGCAGAUUUUGUUCAGAAACGUUCAAUCUCAGGUGUCUCCGAGACUCCUGCCGAAAAUCUUGGAGAGCUGUGGCCACUCUGUGCAAACAGUGCUGAGAUAGAUGGACCAAUGGUCUGACUCAGUAUAAAGCAGCUUCCUAUGUUCCUAUCCUGCUAUUUUGUUUUGUUUGUGUCGUUUGAUUUCAUGCCACCAGCUCGUCUGGUAGCGUCUCAGACGCAUCUUCUCUGUGGUUGCCCCUAACUGUGGAAUCCACUUUGCUGAGAUUAGAGCUGCUCCAUUCCGGUUGACUUUUAAGAAACAACUGAAGACACACCUCUUCAGCCAAGCUUUUUAGUUAGUUAGUGUUUUUAUGGACAUUUUAAUCUGGUUUUAUGUUUUAACAGUUAUAUUCUUGGUUUGUUUUAUGCUGUAAACCACCUAGAGACUUCGGCAGUGGGUGGCAUACAAAUUUGUUAAAUAAAAUUAAUUAAAUAAAUACUUUUUAAAUGUU